CUGAAGCACCUCCCUCUUGAUGACCCAGAAGCAAGGCAGUGAAGUUUCUUUAAAUAGCAGGUGUUUAAAUUGCGAUCAUUUUCACAGCCUCUGAAUUUCAGUUCAGUGCGGUUUGUACAAUGUCAGCCAGCGCAGCAGAAACCAGCACCCAGCUCCCCCCUCCUCCUGCAAGGGUAUUUUUCCAAGCAGCCCCUACUGGAGGCCGUGCGGGAACCGGACCAGCAACCAAGGAUGAUUCGGUCCAGAAAAAAAACGGAAAAUUGACCGUGAAAUACGACAGAAAGGAGCUGAGAAAACGGCUGAUCUUGGAGGAGUGGAUCAUUGAGCAGCUGAGCGAGUUAUACGAUUGCGAGGAUGAAGAAAUGCCAGAAGUAGAAAUAGACAUUGAUGAUGUUCUGGAUGCAACCAGUGAAGAUGAGAGGGCUAUUAAACUACAGGAAUCACUGGUAGACUGUUACAAACCAACAGAGGAAUUCGUCAAAGAGCUGUUGUCACGGAUAAGAGGGAUGAGAAAACUAAGUGCUCCUCAGAAAAAGGGUUUAUAAUGGACUGAAAUAUUCAUUCAUUCAUUCAGCAGCUGUAAUUAAACUAAGCACAGAACAGACUGAUAUCCGACAUUUAAGAUCCUCUUUUUUUUUUCCCAGGUACUAUUUAUAUUUUAAAAAAUGAUGUAAGGAGGGCUUUAUUUAAACUCUGGUGUUUUUUGAGGUUUUAAAGUUAGUUUUGCCAAGGAACCAGGUCUAGAGACCCCUUUUUUAUUUUACAGCAAAUACUUUGGGAUAUAGAAUUGUGGGUAUAGCAGUUAUCCUACAGAUUACAUUUACAGGACUAAGAGAAAGCAUAUUCAACAACCUUGGCUCUCUUGACCUUACCACUGUCAAAUGUUUUUAUUUAAGUGUUUGGUUACAGCAAAAGAUUAAUACUGUCUGUUACAAAAAACCAAAGCUAGGGGUGCUACUGUUCCGCUUAUAUUUGCUGCAAGUAUGUGUUGGAUUUUAAUGUAUUCCAGUAUUAAAGUUCUUCUUUGUACCAAGCAGCAAUUUCUGUCUUGUAUGAAACAAAGAAGCAGCACAAGAAUAAGAUGGCGUCCUUGGAGACUGUGGUGCAAAUGUAAUCUAAUGUUAUGUAAUUAAAGAUCACCAGCCUCCACAUAACCUUGCUGUAUUUAGUUGUCGGUUCAACAAAGGCUGUUUUUAGAAGUGUAUUCAAAUGUGGGAGGUAUACCCUGUGUAUUUAAAACCAAGAACAAAGCUGAAGUGUGAAAAUGUUUGGCCGUUUUAAAAUACUGUUUGACACCAACCAUUAAGGGCUUAAAUAUUUUUUGAAAACCAUUAUUGUCGGACAUGCUCGUGCUAAAAGUUAUGGAUAUAGCUUUUUUUUUUUUUUUUUUUUUUAUUUGGAGGGGGGGGUUGUGGUUGGUAUCAAGUUAGAGUUGGCAUGUGAAAUAAAAAAAUGAAUUUGACAUUACUUUUUUUUUUUUUCCUACCUAGAAUGUUUUGACACGUGAGACCUGUUCUGUACAACUGCAAGCUUUUAUUUAGUGUAAUUUUAUGUUAUUUACUAGUUGUUUUUGCUGACAAUAAAAACAAGAUAACACAA
Messenger RNA from Acipenser ruthenus (sterlet), 1599 nucleotides. Its product is annotated as protein phosphatase 1 regulatory subunit 14C-like. Bases 120 to 545 code for a protein of 141 amino acids. The transcript has 4 exons. Gene Ontology annotation, molecular function: protein serine/threonine phosphatase inhibitor activity. Gene Ontology annotation, biological process: regulation of phosphorylation. Gene Ontology annotation, cellular component: cytoplasm. NCBI's taxonomy places the organism in Eukaryota, Metazoa, Chordata, Actinopteri, Acipenseriformes, Acipenseridae. The record is from RefSeq and is a predicted model, not a curated record.